Molecule: messenger RNA, 1272 nt
Organism: Penicillium daleae
Lineage: Eukaryota; Fungi; Ascomycota; Eurotiomycetes; Eurotiales; Aspergillaceae
Exons: 2
Coding region: 1-1272 (423 amino acids)
Source: RefSeq, a predicted model, not a curated record
AUGCAUGAUACCGCCUCAAUGGUUGCAUGGUCUGAGUCGCCAUUCAUCGGGGUGAGCUUUGGCUACCGGAUCGGUGCAUUAGGAUUCCUACCCUCAAGUUUGUCGAAGAAAGAAGAUGUCCUGAAUCUCGGGUUACGCGAUCAAGUUCAUCUACUUGAGUGGGUACAAGAAAACAUUGCCAAAUUUGGAGGCGACCCUGGCAAUGUGACUCUGUUUGGCCUAUCGGCUGGCGCGCAUUCGAUUGGACACCAUCUCCUGAAUUACAAGGAGAAUGCACCCUCUUUGUUUCACCGGGUGAUCAUGGAAUCGGGCUCCCCGACAUCUCGCGCUGUUCGUCCAUACAAUGCGAAGAUACACGAACAGCAAUUCCAAGACUUCAUACAUGAAGUUGGCUGUCCUGCAGGCCUUCCUGAGGAUGAGAUAUUCCCUUUCCUUCGGACACUGCCUAGUUCAACUGUGACGAAGGCCCAAACAGCGGUCUUUGACAAGUACAACCCUUCCCUACGAUGGGCAUUCCAACCCGUGAUUGACGAUGAUAUCAUAUAUCGCAAGCCUUUGGAUGCUUGGAACUCCAAACUCUGGAAUAAAGUGCCUAUCAUGACGGGCUUUACCACCAAUGAGGGAAGUAUGUAUGUGGAUAAGAAGAUGUCUGAUCCGUCGCAGUUCCGCCAAUUCUGGAACAAUCUUCUUCCUGAACUGUCGUUUUCGGAUUUGGAUACAAUCGACAGGCUGUACCCCGAUCCAAGUGUGGACCCAGCGUCGCCAUAUAUUGAAGACAGAGAGGGUCAUGGUCUCGGCUCUCAAUACAAACGUAUCGAGGCAGCGUAUGCUCACUACGCCUAUGUCGCACCUGUGCGUCAGACCGCCGAGUUUGCCUCCUCACAGGGUAUGCCCGUUUACCUGUAUCACUGGGCUCUUCCCAGAACCGUGGUGAACCGAGCAAACCACGGAGAUAACAUGUACUACGAAUCGUAUAAUAAGGGUAUCACGGGGAUCUCAGAGUCACAAAAGGAGUUAUCUGGAACUCUUCAUGCCUAUCUGACUAGUUUCAUCACCCAGGGCAGCCCGAACGCCAUCAAGGGCCGCUACUCACAAAGACCUGAAUGGCAAGCCUUUGAGCAUAAUGAUCGGAGCGUGAUGACUUUUGGAGAAGGAAAUAAUGAGCUAAUUGGAGGCUCUACAGCUCCUGCUGCUAAUUUUGUCAAGGACGAGUGGGCGAGAGAACAGACUGAAUUUUGGUGGUCGAAAGUUCCUAUCUCACAGCUCGCUUGA